Molecule: messenger RNA, 1386 nt
Organism: Vitis riparia (riverbank grape)
Lineage: Eukaryota; Viridiplantae; Streptophyta; Magnoliopsida; Vitales; Vitaceae
Product: putative disease resistance protein RGA3
Exons: 1
Coding region: 150-1334 (394 amino acids)
Biological process (GO): defense response to other organism
Molecular function (GO): ADP binding
Source: RefSeq, a predicted model, not a curated record
UAUCAUUUCCUCUUCCCCCCACCCCCCAAUCUCAAUGUAUUCGCCUCAAACAUACUCCAUUAUAACCUUUUAGUUUCUGAUUUCAUCUCUUGCUAGAGUUCCCCCUCAAUUUUCCAUCCUCUGCAACAUUUUUCUUUGCUCUUUCAAAGAUGGCUGAACAAAUUCCUUUCACCAUUGCUGAGAACCUUUUGAUGAAGCUGGGAUCUACCGCUUUCCAAGAAAUUGGAUUGAUGUAUGGUAUCAGAAAAGAGCUAAGCAAGCUUGAGGAUACGCUGUCUACCAUCAAAGCUGUGCUUCUUGAUGCUGGGGAGCCGCAGGAGAGGAAUCGUGCAGUAUCAACUUGGGUACGGAGGCUUAAAGAAGUUGUCAACGAUGCUGAUCAGUUGUUGGAUGACUUCGCAGCCGAAGACUUGCGGAGAAAGACCCAUACGCAGGGGAGAUUUGUAGGACAAGUGAGUGACUUCUUCUCCUCUUCUAAUCAUAUUGCUUUUCGAGUCAAGACGGGUCAUAGAAUGAAGGAUAUUAGAGAGAGGCUAGAUGAGAUUGCAAAAGAUAUUUCCAUGUUCAAGUUUGUUCCAAGAGUGGUGCAGGUAGAGAAUAGGAAGAAAUCAGAAACCCACUCUUUUGUCCUGGCAUCUGAAAUUGUGGGAAGAGAGAAAGACAAAGAGAAGAUGAUAGGAUUGUUGAUGCAAGAACAUCUUUCAAUGGUUGCAAUUGUUGGUAUUGGGGGCCUAGGCAAGACCACCCUUGCUCAAUUGGUAUACAAUGAUCAUGAGAAGGUGGGGAAACAUUUUGAUAUUAAGAUGUGGGUGUGUGUUUCCAAUGGUUUUGAGGUAAAAGCAGUGGUUAAGAACAUUGUAAAAGCUACAACUAAUACAAAUGUGAACAACUUAGAGUUGGAUCAAUUGCAGAAGCUCCUUCGUAAAAGUCUAGAAGGGAAGAGGUAUUUGCUUGUGCUAGAUGACGUAUCGAACGAGGAUCCAGGGAAAUGGGAUCAAUUGAGGCUUUUGUUGACUAUUGGUGCCCAUGGGAGUAAAAUCUUAGUGACGACCCGAAGCGCUAGAGUUGCUUCAGUCAUGGGAAUUAAUUCUCCAUACAAUUUGGAACCUUUGGGAGAGGAGUCGUCUUGGGAUUUGUUUCGAAGUCUUGCAUUCAAAGGAGGGGAAGAGAAAGCGCGCCCCAAUCUUGUGAAAAUAGGAAAAGAAAUUGUAAAGUCGUGUAACGGAGUUCCUCAAGUCAUUAGGCACGUAGCUCGGAUGCUGCACUGUAAAACCGAGGAGAGUCAAUGGUUGUAUGUGAAAAAUAGUAAAAAUGUCAUGUCUAUGGAUGCUUGAUUUCGUUUCAUUAAGCAUGAUGAAUGCUUGCUUGUGCUGCUUGUAUUUUUUA